AUGGCCGAUGGUGAUGGUGAAGAUGGGGUAGAGAUGUUGAAAACCUGGGUUGUGUUUGGGAUGGAAUUGGUUCUUUGGCAUGAUAUGAGCCACUACUUACAAGUUGAAGUCCCACCUAAAGGAGUAGACCCUCAGGCUAAUUACUCCAAGUGCUACGAUGAUGAUGGCCACUCAAAGAGAACAGGUACAUUUUGGACUGCAGCAUCCCAUAUUAUUACUGCUGUAAUAGGGCCAGGAGUCCUGUCAUUGGCAUGGGCCAUUGCGCAGCUUGGUUGGAUAGCUGGACCAGCUGUUAUGGUCCUCUUUGCCAUUGUCAAUCUUUACACUUCGAACCUACUAGCUCAAUGUUACAGGGCUGGGGACCCUGUCACAGGACAGAUAAAUUAUACCUACAUGGAAGCUGUCAAAGCUAACUUAGGUGGAAGGAAGGUAUUUUUCUGUGGAUUGAUUCAAUAUCUGAAUUUGUUUGGUGUUGUGAUUGGCUAUACUAUUGCUGCAUCAGUCAGCAUGAUGGCAAUAAAGAGAUCAAACUGUUUCCAUGCAAGUGGAGGGAAAGAUCCAUGCCACAUGUCAAGCAAUGGAUACAUGAUAACAUUUGGAAUAGCAGAGGUGAUAUUUUCGCAGAUACCAGACUUUGAUCAAAUAUGGUGGCUCUCUAUAGUUGCAGCUAUUAUGUCUUUCACAUACUCCACUGUUGGCCUAGGUUUGGGUGUUGGCAAAGUUGCAGGAAAUGCUGCAGCCAAAGGAAGCCUCACUGGCAUCAGUAUAGGGACAGUUACACAUGCAGGACUACUUACUUCUACACAGAAGCUAUGGAGAAGCUUACAAGCACUUGGAGCUAUCGCUUUUGCGUACUCCUUCUCUGCCGUUCUCAUAGAAAUUCAGGAGACAGUAAAAUCUCCUCCUGCAGAGUACAAAACCAUGAAGAAGGCAACUGCAUUUAGCAUUGCUGUGACAACUUUUUUCUACUUACUCUGUGGAUGCUUUGGUUAUGCAGCUUUUGGGGAUAAUGCUCCUGGAAAUAUUUUGACUGGUUUUGGAUUCUAUAACCCUUAUUGGCUGCUAGAUAUUGCCAAUGUUGCAAUCAUUGUGCACCUUGUUGGUGCAUAUCAGGUAUUUUGCCAACCAUUGUUUGCAUUCAUAGAGAAAUGGAGCGCUCGUAAGUGGCCGAAUAGCGACUUUGUGACUGCGGAAUAUGAGAUACGUAUCCUCUUUUCCGGCGUCUACCAGCUGAACUUCUUCCGCAUAGUAUGGAGAACCAUAUUUGUUAUUGUGACAACACUAAUAGCCAUGCUCAUGCCCUUCUUCAAUGAUGUGGUUGGGAUUCUGGGUGCCAUGGGAUUCUGGCCAUUGACAGUAUAUUUCCCCAUUGAGAUGUAUAUUUCACAGAAGAGGAUUGGACGACGGACUAGCCAGUGGCUUGCCCUUCAGAUUCUGAGUGUAUGUUGUCUGUUCAUCACCAUAGCUGCAGCUGUUGGUUCUGUGGCCGGAGUUGUUCUUGAUCUCAAGACUUACAAGCCAUUUAAAACCAGUUAUUGACCAGAGAGAGCUAUUCAUUGACCAAUUAUGGCCCUGGAAAUAGCUAGAAUCUCACGAUUAGCUACUUCUCUAGCAAAUAAGAACUACAACAAAUCAAGUAGUAUAAUCAAGCAGCUGCAGUUCUCCAAAUGUUAGGUUUGUAUUUCCAAUAUUAUCCACCACGAAUGACUACUUGUUCUAGGUUUUCA
Molecule: messenger RNA, 1727 nt
Organism: Ricinus communis (castor bean)
Lineage: Eukaryota; Viridiplantae; Streptophyta; Magnoliopsida; Malpighiales; Euphorbiaceae
Product: amino acid permease 4
Exons: 9
Coding region: 1-1539 (512 amino acids)
Cellular component (GO): plasma membrane
Source: RefSeq, a predicted model, not a curated record